Molecule: messenger RNA, 2259 nt
Organism: Musca vetustissima
Lineage: Eukaryota; Metazoa; Arthropoda; Insecta; Diptera; Muscidae
Product: hexosaminidase D
Exons: 5
Coding region: 1-2259 (752 amino acids)
Molecular function (GO): hexosaminidase activity
Source: RefSeq, a predicted model, not a curated record
AUGCACACAAACAUAUUUAUUUUAGUUUGGCGUCGUAAAAUAUCGCUUUUGCUGCUUUUAUCUUCAUUUCUACUAUUUGGCCUGUGGACGUGGGCCUAUCUCGAUACAAAUCCCAAUUAUCAACAAGGAUAUGGUGUAAAUAACAUACCCGAUUCGGCAGAUGGCAUAGCCAAAGAUUCCUACAAACAUAUCUAUGUCCUGCAAAAACUCAUCUCACAAGCAAAUCGUGUUCUACGCUUUCAGCAAGAAUCCACAUCGAAACUAAGUACAAAGUCGAAAAAAGAUUUACGCUCGCAAACUCACCCGAACAGUCUUGCCAAUUCAGGGUUGGGAAGAUUUUUAAAACCCACUAAAAAUCCAACAUCAAUUGUUAUUGAAGAGGCCUCCGCACAAACUCUAUCACUGGUAGCACGUCGUAAAAAAGGACCCAUAGUUGGAGAAAGUUAUCUCUUCGAAGAGGAACGUCUCAAGAUUUUGGAAAAUCAACAGCGGGUUCGCAACUCCGCCAUGGAUGAAAUACAAAAUCAAAUGGAAAAUGAGGCCCAAAUGUUGUCCUCAGCCGAACGUCAGACACAAUAUGAACAUGAACUUCAGCGUAUGGGUGUACCGGUUGUUGCGGGCAUUGGACCGGAUGGUGCAAAGCCGCCGCAUGAACGUCUCGUUCAUUUGGAUUUGAAGGGAGCGCCACCAAAGAUCUCUUUCCUGAAACAAUUACUACCGGUAAUGAAAACCUUGGGCGCCACUGGUUUACUAAUCGAAUAUGAAGAUAUGUUUCCCUUCGAGGGAAAUAUUUCCACACUCUCUGCUAAAAAUGCCUAUGAUCGAGAAGAAUUACGGGACUUUUUGGAAUCGUGUGCCCAUUUCGGCUUCACCGUGAUGCCCCUGGUACAGACAUUCGGUCACAUGGAAUAUGCAUUGAAAUUACAAGAAUUCACUUCAAUGCGUGAACUGCCAGAUAGUCCACAAUCGAUAUGCCCUAGCCAGAAAUCAUCUCUGUAUUUCAUUGAAGCAAUGCUCACCCAAGUUGUUGAAUUCCAUUUACAAGUGGAAUCUCUAAAAGUAACCCACGUUCAUAUUGGUUGUGAUGAAGUUGCUCGCAUGGGAGAAUGUGUCCAGUGCCGUCAGAAGACCAAAGGAGAACUAUUUCUAAAUCAUGUUAUAAAUGUGGCACAUUUUGUCCGGAACAAAUGGAGUCAUUUGAAAGUGGUCAUCUGGGAUGAUAUGUUGCGUGGCAUGACUCUGAGUGAAAUGCAACAUUCACAAAUUGGUCAAUAUGUUGAACCCAUGAUAUGGGUCUACAUUAAUGACAUCUAUCGUUUUAUACCUCCCAUGUUGUGGGAGCGUUAUACCCGUGUCUUUCCCACAGCCUGGGCGGCAUCGGCAUUUAAGGGGGCUUUCGGUGAAAGUCUUAUGAUACCGCCUAUACAGAAUCAUUUGGAAAACAACAUUCGUUGGUUGGCUGUCAUAGCCAAGGAGGGUGGACGUUUCUCCAAGGGUUUUCAAGGCCUGGCUCUUACUGGUUGGCAGCGUUAUGACCACUUUGCUGUUCUGUGUGAACUUUUACCCACAGGCAUACCCAGUUUAAUUGUGUCCUUGUCCACCGUGUCAAAGGGUUACUUUGAAACAAAUCCCAAAGAAAAUGAUAUGCUGAAAGUUCUUCAGUGUGUCUAUCAAUUCGAUAGACGUCGUUCCGGUCAUCCAUGGCUAGAUUUACAACCGAAUUCACAUCAUAAUCAAUUAUUCUCCACUUGCGUCUAUUUGGGUCAUCAAUUCUACAAAUAUUCAUUGCGUCUCUAUGAGCUGUUAACGGAAAUCCAAAUGUAUUUAAAUCAAGUCCAAGAGCAUAGUGCAUGGAUGUCCGAUUAUAAUGUACGGCAUAAUUUUAGUUCACCCAUUCGUGUCCAUGAGUUGACACAAAAAACGCCGAUUUAUAUAAGUGAACUGCAGGGUAUGUCACGUCAGGCCCAGGAGUUAUUGUAUGAAAUUUUUGAUAAGUACACCAUUGCCGAAUUUAUUGAGCAGACAAUAUAUCCCACAAUCGGUUCACUGCAACGUCAUUUGGCCAAUGCUCAACUUCUGUUACAGCCAAAUCAUUGGCCACAACGGCCACUACCAAUUGCUCAAGCUUUACACGAUUUACAUUUGAUAAGCGAUGAACCACAUCUAAGUGCAGGACAGUCGCAGCAGCAACAACAACACCACCAACAAUUGCAGGCACAAACUCAACGUCAUCAUCAUCAUCCCCACAUGCCAAAUUAA